Molecule: messenger RNA, 2302 nt
Organism: Oreochromis niloticus (Nile tilapia)
Lineage: Eukaryota; Metazoa; Chordata; Actinopteri; Cichliformes; Cichlidae
Gene: sfrp2l
Product: secreted frizzled-related protein 2 like
Exons: 3
Coding region: 382-1392 (336 amino acids)
Biological process (GO): non-canonical Wnt signaling pathway; canonical Wnt signaling pathway
Molecular function (GO): Wnt-protein binding
Source: RefSeq, a predicted model, not a curated record
UGGUCUACAUACCACAAAAGUCACCAUUUGGAUAGACUUUCCAUUCUUUUUAGUGCAUUAUUGUCAAUACACAUACGUUUGGAGGCUGGUGAAUAUUUCUUAUAAGUUCAAAUAAUAUUGCACAAGUUUAUUCUUUCUGUCUUAUGGCGCUGCACACAAAUGUUUUUAACAUUACUGACAACCCAAACUAAGGAAACAAUCCGUACGCCCCCACUGACACUGCCGUGGAGACAGACAGCAGCAGUCUGAUGGGGUGGGAUGGUGACUGGGAGGCGCCUGGCCUCUCAUUAACCCCCUGUUUCCUCCACACCUCUCCGUUUACACCUACAUGCCGGUCAAGUCCAGACAGAAGAGCAGGAGCGCUAGACUGAAGACAAAACGAUGCCUGUUUUUCUGCUCUCUUUCAUUGCGCUCUUUGGAGUUUCUCACGCUUCUGACAGCGCGCCUCCGGAACCGUCGCUCUGGUUCAAACCCACUUUCCGCUCCGUGUGCAAACCCAUACCGAGCACUAUGUCUCUGUGCCACGGGAUCGGUUACAGGAGCAUGUGGAUCCCAAACAUGCUCGGCCAUGAUUCACUGAGGGAGGUCCAGCAGCAGUCUGCAGCCUGGCUGCCACUCAUCUCCAAGCACUGCCACCGGGACACCAAGAAGUUUCUAUGCUCGCUCUUCGCUCCGGUGUGUCUCCCGGAGGUCAGCGGGCCGGUCAGCCCCUGCAGGAACCUGUGCGAGGCCGUACGGGAUGGCUGCGUGCCGGUGAUGAGCGCCUUCGGCUUCCCCUGGCCUUAUAUGUUUAACUGCACCCGGUUCCCACACGGAACCGAGCUCUGCAUCCCCGUAUCCGAGGAGCAGGAUGGGCGGGAAACAGAGGAGGCGAAGCACGAGGAGGUGCCCAAAGGGAGUGUUAUUUGUGAAGCCUGCAGUCUGGCUGCAGAAGGAGAGAUUGACAUCCAGGAAAACUUCUGCCACAGUCCAUAUGCAUUUAAGAUGCGUCUGGGCAGCAUGAUGACAGUGGGGGGUGACCUUCAGCUGGUGCCUACGGCCCGCAGUCGCAUCCUGAGGUGGGCGGGGGGAGGGGCUGAGAAAGCAGAAGGAGUCGGAGGCGCCAUGGCCCACAGCGCUUUGUGGCUCCAAGAAGGAGGCACGUGUACCUGUCCUGGUUUGGACUCUGCAGAGAGUGACGAGAAUGAGGAGAAAAGUCAAGAGGUGGUGCAGAUGGAUAAGAAAGUCACAAAAAGAGGAAAAAAGGUGGGGAAAGGUGGAUGGUAUCUUUCCCUUGCUCAGGCUGAAGAGGGAAGACUGGUGCUGACUCGACUGGUGAGGUGGAGCAGAGGGGACAAAGAGCUGAAGAAGUUCAUCCGAGCUCUCCUCAAGCAGCCGUGUGCAGAGCUUUAAACGGCGAGUCAUCCACAUCUACAUUCCUGCAGAUGAUGCUUUCAUUGUGCUGCGUGAAUACCAGCGCUUCACAGUAAUGUACACAAAGUCCAGCAAAGGACCCAGCUGCUAACUGGUGAACAGCUGAUAGUUCAGACAGUUUCAGAUAGCUACGAUCAAAAAUCAGUAAAAUCUUCAAUUAAACCAAGGCGUCAUCUUGAUUUGUUACAAAAUGUAUCCUUGCAUUGUUAUUGUCACUGAGUUGCCUCCAUUAAAACGGAGAAUUAUUUUUACCAAAAUGAGAAGCCGGGACUUUGCAAACAAUGAUCAUCACCUCAUCAACAAAAUUAAGAGAGCUGGUGUUUGUGUACACUACUGAACCAUCCAAAAUCAUACUGGCAGGAACAUUGCAUUAUAUUUUUUAUAUAUAUAUUUUUUUUUGUACAUAAAUGAGUUACAUUUUGUCUCCUUUAUCAAAUUAUUCACUGAAUUAAGAGAUCUUUUUGUAAUGAUUGCUGUGGUGGAGACCGAUCUCCCCUCUCUGUGGUGACAUGUCCAUGCACACACAAGCAAUAUAUUUAUCUGUUUACUUCAAUUUAUUUUUUUAAUCUUGUAUUUUACUUGAUACAUCAAUAAGCUUUUUCUUGAUCCUUCCAUCAUGACUUAGUAAAGAAAGAAAUUGGACUCCGCACAGAGACGCACACCUGUUGACGUUAACUUGAGAUAUCAAAUGUCCGUUUCACGCUGCCCUUCUGUUUCUCCUGCUGCUCAUUUUAUUUGUAUUUUGUUUUUCUAAAUAUACUGGUUUCUUCAUGUCACAUGAAAAAUGGCAAAACCUGAUGUUAAACAGCUGUAGUUUUUUUUUCCGUUAAAUGGGAAUAUGGAUAUAUAUCCUGUCAUGCACGUGAUACAUAAAGUAUUCAUAGCCUUG